UAAGUAAUAAACUGGAUGACAUAGUCUAAGUAAGAACUAUGCUAUGGUCUGUCUAGUGGUGGUAAAGGUUGGAUGGUUUUCAAAGUAAAAAGUGGCGAAAAAUGGUUGUCCCAAAAGUACAAUCAUGCAAUCCCUUAAGCCAUGUGAAUGAAAUACAAAAACUAAUUCGUCUAUAUCGCGCCAACGAAUGCCUAUGGAAUCCAAAAACUUCUGGCUUUUACAAUAUGGCAUUAAAUAAGAACGCCUGGCUGCGCAUCUCUUGUUUCUUCAACAAUCGCUUCACCGUCGAUCAACUGAAGCUGCAGAUAUUAUCGCUGCGCUAUUACUUCGCCCAGGAGCAGGUGGCUUUAAAACAAAGCCAAUUGGGCGGAUAUCACUAUGAGCCACGGCACUCCUACUUUGAGGAACUGCAGUUCUUGAAAGCACCAAUGUCAAACAGUGCCAAUUUGAAGGCAAUAGAGACAGACAACAAAAUCAACUAUCUUGCUGUGGAUAUUUUUCCGCCGAACAGCAGCGAGAACAGUAUCCACAGCGAAAAAGUUGAUUUUCAAUUACCUUCAGCAUUGAUUCAAACGGUGGACAUUUUAGAAAUAAAUCGGGAAAGUGAACUACCGCAACCGCCGCUUGAGCUCAAGGCACAGCCAAAUGAGUUGCGAGCUGCUUCUGGCAACGAUUCUUAUCAUGCUACUGCUGAUAAUCAAACCAGAUCACCCUAUUCAGCAAGGCAUAGGCGCAGCAGCAGCCAUAGUCGGAACAGCGACAACGAGAGAUGCAAAUACAAUCAACAGCAGCUUCAAUACAUGAAUACAGUAUCGACUGGGCAGAGAGUUAGCAGUCACCCCUUGAAAAAGGUACUAACUGGCAGAUACAGAUGCCAGCCAAGGCGUAGCAAUGCAGAGGAUUGGCACAGUAAUAAUGAUGUAAGCAGCAGGAAGGUACCAAACAGAAUGAGUGACGUCAGGCAGAACGACGCAUAUGAAUAUAAUCCCUAUCUUGGAAAUUUUCGGGAGAUAGUUCGGAAGAAGUCGGGUAACGACGCCAAAAAGCCACUGGAAAAUUACAAUAGCACUGAACCUCAUUACUUAUUGCGGAAGGAAGCAGUCCAUCAGGAUGGGCAAAGAGCUAACCAGAAUCCUCUAUCUCCGAUACAAUUUGAAAAGCAACUGCCUAGAAAUAUAGAUUCUAGUUAUUACCCCGAGGAUCAAGAUAACCCGCCCACUAUCAAACAGGAGCCCCAUAAUCUUUCAAAUGGUCGACAGACACCACCAACUGUCAAUCGACAAAGAGGCAGUUUAGAGAAAAAAUCUAGGACAGAUUUGAAAGAAGCUGCAGCAGUCGUGUCAGAAAAUGCUUUCACUCAAACACCGGACGAUGACCCAAGUUUGGGUACCAAUGAGAUUAAUUCUCCUGAUGACAGAAGUAGGUUAAAUAAAGCGUCCGAAAAUAGUCCUUUAGUGCGCUCAAGAGCGCAAAAAAUGCAACAAAUGAGUAACGAGUUAUUGGAGCGCUUACAAAUAAAGAGGCGUCGAAAUGAGGAUAACUUCAGAGAGCGACCAGAAAAGAAGUUGAUUAGUGAGGAAGAUAAUCCAGAUGGAAGGUUGCGCCCAGUUGAUGAAGAGCCACAAGAAAGAUAUUUAGGAAAAAGUGAUGUGCAGCCUGAUCCAUUCUUAUCAUAUCAAAAUGAGUCAAAAGAAUUUUCCGCCAACCAACCGUUAAGUGCUCAAUCGAAUUCCAUCAACGCGCCCUCAUCAAGCUAUCAAGGAAGAUACAGUUAUGAUCGGGAUUAUUAUCAUGAUAAGGAUCAAGCUGAGUAUGAAAAUAUUCAACAAGGUCAACAGCCUCUACAGAAUGAUAAUGGUUAUGCCUCGUCAAACAGAAUCCAAGCCCAACGAAGCAAUGAUGGAUACACCUCUGCAUAUAAUGACAAAUAUAGAUUCAACCGGCAGGACCCUAAGAUGAUAGAACGAUGUAGGUGUGAGGAUAAAUAUAUCGAUCAGGAAAAACGAGGGCAAAAAGAUUGGCAAAAUUAUCCUAACUAUGUGGAACGCCGACGGAAAUACGCCGAUGGUCGGGGAACAAUCAGAGAAAGAUACGCUGAGCAAGAUCCCAGUUAUGGGCGAGGGAUUCGCGAAGAGAUCAUUCGGGAUUACAGUCAACGGACCUGUAGUCCACAGAGCUCAAAAGUAAAUUUGAGAGCCAUUGGAAAGUACAAUGAAAGAAGAGAAACGCUGUACAACUUAGGCGGAGAGCACAGAAUACAUGGAUGCCAGGCCAAUGAGCAGGAGAACUACACAAGAAGAACACAAUACUAUAAUCUGGAUAGUAGAGAUACCGUUGUUACGAAAAAUCAGAUCGAUCAGGAACACUACAAAAGAAACGAAAUGGAAAAAAUGUCAAAAAUACAUUGUCAAAAAUACCUCGAAAAAACAGCCUAUGUCAAAGCAAACGAAGGUAAACACUACAAUGUUGAGGAGAAAAUGCAGGAUUGCACUUGUUCCACAGACGAAGAGGAAUUAGAGACAGUGAAGGUCAAGAAGUCCAUCUCUCGUUGUGAUGUGGCCGUUGAGACAGACAUUGACAUGUCGCUCACUGAUAGGCAAAAGAAACCCAUGUGCGAUUGCUCGGACGAAUCUUUCUCAGUAUCCAUGAAUAAUGGGAAGAAAACCAAUUCAAAUGAGAAGCCCAAGGCUGCCAAGUAUGUCAAGCGAGUUGGCAAAAUCUGUGCGUGUAAGCCAGCGUUACUUGUGAAAAACCAAAAGGCCAAGUCCACAGACCCUCCGGGGACUACUGUGUGGAAAGCGGAUCCAUUGAGAAAUCGCGUGGCACCAUCAACUGGAACGAAGCCACGUGGUUUGCGUAGGCAACAAAAUAAACUGGAGGAAGAAGUUGUAAACAAAUUCCAGGCCCUCGUCGGCCGUCCACUUCGAUUCGUUCCAAAGGAAAACCUGAAUGAUGGUAAUCAGACUUCUCAAAUAAUUAAUUGCGAUGGAAUUCAGAGUGCCGAAAACAGGCCAAUGAAUCCGCUUGGAAGGACACAAGACGCUUACGACAAGUCCUUUUUGAAUAGAUCAACCAAAUGGGAAUCUCGAGCCGAUUAUUCUCAACGCAGUCAAGGGAUCUCCACGAGUAAUCCGUUUCCUAAUCUGAAUUUUAAUGCUUCGAAAGGAAACGUUAUUGUAAUACACCCGCCAGUUCAGAACUUUCGUGCCUCAAAAUACUCUUGCAACAUGAGCCAUGUUGAUUUAGACGAUUACCGAAUGUCAGCGGAUAGAUUUCCGCUGCAUACCCAGAAUAAUCCGAAGCGAUCCACUAAAAACUAACACACUAAACCAACCUAAUCUAACCAUAGCUGUAGUUUUCUUACAUAUCUCCCCUCCAUAGCUGAAUUAAAUGUAUCUCACUGAACUGAA
Molecule: messenger RNA, 3410 nt
Organism: Drosophila grimshawi
Lineage: Eukaryota; Metazoa; Arthropoda; Insecta; Diptera; Drosophilidae
Exons: 3
Coding region: 102-3320 (1072 amino acids)
Source: RefSeq, a predicted model, not a curated record